Molecule: messenger RNA, 1404 nt
Organism: Saxophila tyrrhenica
Lineage: Eukaryota; Fungi; Ascomycota; Dothideomycetes; Mycosphaerellales; Extremaceae
Exons: 2
Coding region: 1-1404 (467 amino acids)
Source: RefSeq, a predicted model, not a curated record
AUGGCUGCCAAACUCCUCAUCGUGCUCGUUGCUUUGACGGCGCAGACGCUCGCCUUCCCAAUUGCUCAAGAUCCAGCAACAGAACCUGCCGCCGGGGCUGGCGUCUGUUCACUGGACCCUCACGACCCAGCAUCAUGGGGUCCCUCUGGGGCCACCGACUUCAUGCAGAACUGGUUCUCCACGAAUGGAACCACAGACUGGCUGACAGCCAUGGAUGAUGGUACGACGACGACUGACGGGUUCAACUCGCCCCUUAACUGCAAGGCCCUUGGCGGCAGCACCUGUGUUGUGCCAGAUGUAGUCUGCGAAAACUUUACACCACCCGUCCUGCGUCUUAUACGCCUUGCCGCAACCAACGCACACGACUUCUUCACCAUGGCACACGAGAAGCUGCAAGACGUCACGAUCAGCGACAUUCUUUCAAUCGAUCAAAUCAUUGCCGACUUCGCUCCCGAUCAAGCAGCCGGCAGCUCAAUCAACCCUGUUGGCGUCGUCUCAGCUGGAGUCUUCGUCGCCUCGGGAAUCGCAGGCGUGGCUGGCGUUGCAGCCGCGGCGGCAGGCACGGCUGCAGGAGCCGCCGCAAUCGGGGCUGCUGCGGGACCCAUUGGUGCCAUCUUGGGUCUUAUAGGGGGUGCCUUGUUCUUGGAGACCUCCCUUGAUCCCUUGUCGCAGCCGGUCGAUAUGACAGAUGAAUGGCGGACAGUCGUCAGCGACCAGCUGGGCGGAACCUUCACCAAAGCUGCCGACUUGAUCGAAAAGCUCAACAGCAAGUUGUUCGGUGGGGACGCCGACCUCGAUCUCAGCGCGGUCCUCCAGUCCACAGGCACUACCUCUGACGGCCUUGAUCCGAUCGCUCAGAUUUUCUCGAGUGGAGCUUUUCUCGAAGACCUGGACGAGUCACCCUUGGACGAUGCCCUGGCAGCUGGCUAUGCUAGGAUCAAGCAGAACCUUGUCGCCGGACUUAUGCGGGCGCAAAACUUCUACGUCUUCAUCAACACCCAGCUCGCAGAGGCAGAUUGCACGGACACUGGCAGUCGCUUCAUCAACAACGAGUGUAUGAUCAUUUCCAAGCGGGUGGACAGCCCAGGCGGCACCAAACCUGUCGCUGCUGAGAUUUUGCUCAAGUUGGAUGACCCGAACGCUGGGUACAACAUCGACCCUGUGGAGAUGUACCAGAAUGCGGUCGACUGCAAUAGCAACCAGCUCGACACAAGCGUGAUAUUCGGGGAAGGACUCCCGAAGUGCUUUUGGAGUCUUCCUAUUCUUAGGGUGGACGGACCAAGCGUUUGUGCCUUGAUCCCGGAAGAUCUGUACUCUGCUCAAGGCUACUCGGCGGGCGUGGCGCUGACACGGUCGAAGUGCCAAGAUAUUUUCGACCCAGAGGCUGCCAGUGUUGCAUACUGA